Molecule: messenger RNA, 1728 nt
Organism: Odontomachus brunneus
Lineage: Eukaryota; Metazoa; Arthropoda; Insecta; Hymenoptera; Formicidae
Product: fibrous sheath CABYR-binding protein-like
Exons: 1
Coding region: 1-1728 (575 amino acids)
Source: RefSeq, a predicted model, not a curated record
AUGAAGGUAAAUAAACAACCUUUCUUUCCAGAGCUCUCGCUAAGGCGAUCGCACAAACCAGAUCACUGCAAACAUCCUAAGGUGGUCUUCUCGUUUAAUUGCCCGCAGAUGGAGAUCGAAAAAGCUGUCGAGCGAAACAAGCGACUGGCGCGCGAGUUGCGCGACAUCGAGAAAGAGGUUGAGCGCGCGAAAAAGAAAGAGGAGCGCGCGAAAUUGCAGAGGCUCGACAGAGAGGCGGACGAGAUGAGGAAGCAGAUCGCGAAACACAGGGCGACGCUGCAAAGAAUCAGGGCGGAGGAAGAAAAAUCGCCAAGAGAGAAAGAUCGAAAAAAGAGCGAGAACCGAAACCGCAGUAGGGAGAAGACGCCGCGUGAAAAAGUGAAGCGGGAACGAACGGGAAAGAAGGAGGCGCGCGCCGUUGCGGCGAUAAUGAGCGACGAUCCUUCGGACGCGGAGAACAAGCCGCCGACGCACCGCGAAGGUACCACAAUCGACAGCCACUCGUGGGAGCACCUGCCGUCCACCGCGGGUAUCAGAGUGGCAUGGAGCCAGGUGUAUUCGUCGUCGGAGCCGAGGACUCCGUCACCGGAGCCAGAGAGACCGGAGCCGGGAACGAGCCGCAGCAAAAAGGGCAAACCUCGAGUCGACGCAAAGCUGGAAAGCCGGCCGAUCGUAAAGCUGAACCGUCUCGAAGAGGUGGACCCGACGCUCAUCCUCGACUCGCGAACACGAGUGAGACCGAGCACCACAGUCGACUCUCGACGAGACGGCAGAGCGGAGAAGCGGAUCCGUCAGGGCGGAACCACUACUGAACCCGUGGGACGCGAGAGGAAAUCGAGCAGCCACCAACACCGAAAGGCCCAAGGUCGAACGAAGGCGCAGGAAACCGGGCGCCACAGGGAGCCACGAGACGUGUCACCCGGGGAGGCGACUCUGCUGCGUCUCGAGAUGGAGAGGCGGCGAAAGGCGAUGGCGGUAGCGGCGAAGAAAACGGGUUUCGGCCGUAUAUUCCGCCUCCUCUCGGACAGCGACCUCGACGACAACGCGAGUGCUGACGAGCCCACACCUGUGCCAGCCGCGGACGCGCCGGCAGGCGGGAGUGCUAUGCGGCAGCACGCAGCCGCAGGCGAAACGCCCGCCACCACCAGAAAGGGCGCCGAGGGGAUGUCGGGCGUCGAGAGCGGGGGAGGAGUGGAUGUCGAGCGGGAGCGGAGUCGACAACAACGCCAGGCCGACGAGCCGCCGAGGACGAGGCAGGAGGAGCCAGAGCAAGUGAGCGGGCGCUCACCGCGGAGGGAACAGCUCGGGGUGGCGGCCGAGGACGAGGAGGUCCCGAGGCCUAACCCAACCGAACCCUCCGCGUCGGAAGAACAUCGGCCGUCCGAACCGGAGACCGAGGGGGGUCGGCCGUCCGAACCCGGACCCCGGGAGAACGAGCCGACCCAACCCCAGGUCAGGAACAUCGAGGCCGACGUCACCGCCGAGCCGGGCGAGAACGCGCCGCUCGCGACCGUCACCGCCAUCAAGGGGGAGGAGGCGACCGAGAGGAGCCCGCCAGGGGUGCUAGAGGCGCCAGCCGAGAGAACGAGAUCCCCAUCGCUGCUGACGGGUCGCGGAGCGUCGACGCCGGUGCCGGGGAGUGCAGCGCCGAUGACGGAGGAGACCGACGAGGAGGUGCCGGAUCUCGACCUAUCCGACGAGACGUGCGCGUCGAGUGCCGAGCAGUGA